Messenger RNA from Medicago truncatula (barrel medic), 4885 nucleotides. RefSeq names its product two-component response regulator ORR22. Gene Ontology annotation, biological process: cytokinin-activated signaling pathway; phosphorelay signal transduction system. The coding region runs from base 3161 to 4660 and encodes 499 amino acids. The transcript has 10 exons. Lineage: Eukaryota; Viridiplantae; Streptophyta; Magnoliopsida; Fabales; Fabaceae. The record is from RefSeq and is a predicted model, not a curated record. Gene Ontology annotation, molecular function: DNA binding.
AACAGGACCUAGUUUCAUAUGCAUCUCUUUUGGAAUGAUAUCUAAAUCUAGUUAACUUUGUUACCAUUUCGUUUUGGAGAUGCAUGUAUAAGACAUAAUUCGUUCAAUAUGAAACAUGUUUUAAGGAAUCCUUCAUCAAGGGUUGUGGAUGAUCGAUUUUUCUCAAUCUUUAUAACUUUCUACUAUGGAACCAAGGUUGCCCAUUUCAAUUCUUGUGCUUUCUUAAAUUGCAUAGCUGUACUAGGGUUCAAGUUUGGAUUGAAUUCAGAGUUGAACAUCCCUCUCAAAAACAACGAUAUGAAGUGGUCUAUAAUUUACCGAGUACUCAGUAUGAUUCACACUGACACAUUCUUGUAUAAUCCAGUGUAGACCGGGCAAAAUAAUUGAAGCGAAAAAGGGUAGAAGUCACAAUUUUUUUUCUUUUUCUGAGACUUUAGGAUAAAGCUUGGUUGUUGUUGUUGUUUUCUGAGAGAUUUGCAGGAGCUGAAGGAUUUUGAGAAAAUGAAAGAAUUCAACCUCGACCUUCUCAAGAAAAUGAAAAGCGAGCAUCACCGAACUCAAGAAGCAUCCAGAUAAGUGUUACUAAGUUCCAUCACUCAACCAGAUCACUAGAAAUUAGUGACAAAUAUAGGGAAGAAUUGUCUAAAAAUUUCGACAGUGAAGGCAGCAGAACUUGAAAUUGAGACCUCAAAGAAAAAGAGGAAAGUUUCAAGCUCUAAUUUUCAGAAUCAUAGUGACGUUGCCUUUUAUUUAACUCACUUGUUCUUUGGAUCUUCUGGCAUUAUUAGUAAUUCUGGAGAAUGUUGAAGCGAUAGUAGAAUUGCAUUGAUUUGUAGGCCUUAUAAGUUUUUUUUACAGUUGAACAUAGCCAUAGGCUAGUGACUAUAUGUAACCAAAUAUUAGGUUUCAUAUUGCUUGCUCCUAGUUGAGUUUAAGAGGAAAAAUUCCACUUUCUAACAUGUUUAGAUAUACUUUUCUUUCUUGUAAUUGUAAAUUUCUUACUUUUUAUGUAAUUUCUACUACACUAUACUUUUCUUUCUUGUAAUUGUAAAUUUCUUACUUUUGAUGUAAUUUCUACUACACUAUGUGUAAAAGAAAAAAUAAAGAGCUUUGGGAUCGUAACUUUGCAAGGUUACCAUUUAAUAUCUUUCUAUUUAAAUUGUGAAAACUUGAUUGUUAUACUACAAAGAAGUUCUAGCUUUAUACUUUUAGAGGUCUAACUUAGGAAGUUACAUAACAGAGUAGCUGAAUGAUAGAGAAUAUACUCUCUCACACCUUACCAGUCGUGACAGAUCUGCAUUGCAUUUGCAGAGUAUUAGGGUUUAGUGUUUAUUAUACAAGCAUCAUAUCUCUACAUAAUCAUAAACCUGGGAGACCUCAAGCUUGAAUUUUUAUGUUGCUCUUAGCUGCAUACUUCACCAGAAGAUUGUUGAUUAAAAAACUUAAUCGUAAUAUUGGGUGAGGGGUUUAAGUUUCAAACUCUAGCUUGAUACUUCAUUAGGCCAAAGAGAAUUUGCUUUAAGUGAAUAAAAUCAACCAAUCUAUAAGUUUCAGCUAUUUGCUUAAGGUUGAAAUAUGGGUUUAAAGUUUAAAAGGUCUAUAACUUAAAAGUGUUUCCGAUUCUGCAAUGAUAACUAUUCUAUUGGUGCACGGUCUUAUCACACAGAAUUGGAUUCUACUUCAGCCUCCCUCUAUAUACGAAUUGAUAAGAAUUUAUGGGGCCAACUAUGGUGAGAUCUCUGCCAACAAUUUGGAUGGAGAUUUGAAAUGGGAUAUUGAUUUGAUACUUGAAAGAUGAGGAGGACAUACUCUGUCCAUGAGGUGUCAGCUCAUUGGUAGACAUGCGCUAAAGAGCAUCCGCAAUCAAUUUAAUCCACUGCUGCAAGGUGUUGGCUAGCUUAGUGGCUGAUCACCGGAUUGCAUAAAAGCUUCAGGUUAAAGAUUUAAUGGAAUGAGGUAGGACUAAUAUUGAAAGGGGAUACCCCAUCUUUCCAUGUUAAAGUUCUUGGAACACUGGAAAAAGGUGCUGACAGGUGGCACAUCUGCAUGAAAAAUAAUAAAGUUGAAGUUUCAAAUGAAAGUGCAACGUCGCAAACCCUACGCCUUCAUUUGUUCGGCCGUUUCUCUUUUACUCAGGUAAGUGAAUCGAAUACCCUAAUGUAAUCAUCGUAUUUAGUGGAUCUUAUUAAUGUUUGUUGUUUGUGAUUUCUCUAAUUUCUUGUGUUCGUUUAUCUUCCCUUGCAUGUAGUUCACUCCUUUUGAUAUAAUUAAUCUCUGUUGAUUGAUUCGGAAUGAAAUGAGUGGAAUUAAUGUCGGAUUCUGUGGGGGGGUUCCACUUUGAUGAUAAUUGUUAACAAGGUUUUAAUUGUGUUGUGGUCGCGGUGCUAUUGGUUGCGACAAGGUCUUAAUUGUGGUUAUGGUUGUGUUGCGGCCGUUGUAAGCUGAUUCAAAAAUUUGACUUAUGCUCAGUUUGGAGGCUACAAUAGUACUUUGACUUCUUUCAUGUAUUGAUAUCAGUUAUAUCUGCGAUACCAAUUUUCUCUUGGAUAUCUUACCUGUAAAUAUCCGUGAAGUAUCCGAGUUUUAUUUUUUCUUUCUGAAACAUAAUUAUCUAAUUCUAAUGCAGACUUUUUCAUCUGUCAAUUUCUUUAACUUGAGUCACAAUGAUUUUCAUCUUUUGUUCUCUGUGCAAGUGCUAAUGUCAAUACAAUAUUUUUGUGUGAUUGUAUUUAUGUGUCCAUUUAAACAGCUCUAUUCUCAUCCUGUACGUAUCAGUCCAUUUCAAUGCAUGACUCUUUUCAUUGAUAAGUUGAUGCAUGUUUGUACUAAUAAAAGUUUAAAGUAUAUUUUUUGUUUUGCAAUUAUGUUUGCUUUAUAAUUAUAGUAUUCAAUUUAAUUAGAUUUUUAUUCCAAAUCUGAAAUAAACAAUAUCCAAAGCAUUGUGUUCUAGUUUUAUAAAGUAAUGUAUAAGGAAUACAUUGUUAGUUUGGAUUUUUUAAAUUACAACUAUACAUUUAUGAGAUUUUAUGAUUUUGUCUUUAUCAAUUCUGUGUAUGUAUCUUUAGAUGCAUCUUAUUACAUUUUUUAAGUAUAUGCAUAUAGUUGUAAUGAAAAUGUGUUGUAUCAUAUCUGAUACUUGUAUUAUGAGUAUGCAUCAUACAUGCUCCUUCUCUCACUCAACAAAUUUUUGCACUCAGAUAUUCUUCUAUGCAUUUUACUCUCUUCUAUCAUGGAGUCUGACAAGUCCCAGUCAGUGACGCUGAGGAGGUACCAUGGUCCAGUAGCCGGUGUGAAAGUGUUGGUUGUGGAUGCUAAUUCGGCAUGCCGAACAAUUGUAUCAAAAAUGCUUAUUUCACUUGGAUAUGAAGUUAUGACAGCUUCACUAGCUUCCGAUGCAUUAUCCAUUAUCUGUGAGAAGAAGAAUGAGGUUAACCUUGUGCUUGUGGAGGUUCAGUUGCCAGACAUGGAAAUAUAUGAGCUCAUCGAGAAAAUGGGAGAAAGCUCUAAUCUCCCGUCUUUCAUUAUGACUGCUUAUGAUGAUGACACUCCUUCCAUAUCACGGGCUCUUGGUUUUGGAGCCAAGUGGUGUUUUAGAAAGCCAGUUCAGAUUUCUGAUCUACAUGACCUUUGGCGAUUUGCAGUGUGGAACCGAUAUGAAACAACAGUCACUGAAGCAGUACCUGACUUCGUGUGGCGUCUGUCAGAUGUGAUUAUGGCAACCAAGGGUCUCGCAUGCCAACCAUCCAUGAAUACAGGAGAACGAUCUCGCCAAAAUGCAAUUGGUCUAGAAGGCCAACCAUCCUUGAAUGCAGGAGAAAAGACUCUCCGAAGUGCAAAUGGUAAAGAACAUGAAUUUCCUGAUAAUGAUAACUCAGUACUCCUGAACAGGAAAAGGAAAAGCUGGACCGAUGAUUUACAUAGGAAAUUCUUGGAAGCUGUUGAAAUAGCUGGAAUCGAUGCUGGUUCGAAGACAAUAUUCCAGAUUAUGAAUGUGGAAGAGUUUACCAAAGAGAGUGCGUCAAACUAUUUACAGAGAUAUCGUCAAUCUAUGAACCUACGUGCUACUGCAAUGGAACAGCAUGUGAAUGGAUAUGUGUCUCGGACUAACAAAAGUCAAGGAAAAUGCCCUUUAGAAAAACAAGUUUUGAUCAACGAUCCGAAGGAUCUCAGUAAUUUUGUGCCUGUGCAUAUUCUUGACACUUCUGCAACUUUUCUUCCCUUGGAAAGCUCAAGUUGUCAGGAGUCACCUUUCAGUCAAAAUCAGCUGUCCCUGCCAUUGGAACAGCAAGGUGUUGCGCACACCACAUCCAGCCUUGGUAGGUUUAUAAACCGUGUUAAUGAUGAUGUAUCUGAAAAGAUCAGCCAGGUUUUUAAUACAGAAGAUGGAGAAGUUUCUAAUGCAGGACAACAGUUGAAUUUUUCAACACCGCUGACCUUUGACAUGUGCGAACCAUUAUGCACGGUGCUACCUAUGCCACCACUACCACCAGAUGAAAAAGCAUACUAUGAUAAGUUUUUUUAUGCAAAAGGAACUCAGCUGUUUACUGAUGAGGAUUUGAAAAUGUGGUUAUCAACGAUUCGAGGUAUGAACAUGCCAGUAAUGUUUCAUUGCGCCUGCGCUCGGGCCGCGAGCACGAGCAAUGUGAAUGCUGUUGCUUGAAGAUGUGGAAGGAUGGCAAGACAAUAAGGAUUCAAUAAUUUCUUUUUUUCUGGAACUUUUUCGUUGGGAAUUUGGUCUUUAUAUAUAUCGGCUUUUGCUGGUUUUGAUUUAAGUUGUUGCAUUGAAUAACGACAAGGUCAACAACAACAGUGAUACUUGUUUGCUUAUAUAUUAUGAAAACUAACAUGCAGUGGCAUUCUGUUCUUAAUAUAUAUCCAUUCUACA